UCCAUUGUGAAUCAGAGAAUGCCAUAAUGCAAAUUGAAAAUGAACUAUGUAGAAAAGCGGAAAAUUUAGCCUUAGAAGAAAAUGAAACAGUAGGUGAAAAUACGAUAGAAGAAGUAGAAGAAGAACAAUAUAUUAAUCCGUUAGUGUUAAACGAAAAUGAUGAUGAAUUACAGUCAGUUGAAGACGUUAAUGAAGAGUUCAUGGAUGAAAAUAUGGAAAUGGGAGAAGAAGGUGAAGAAGAGGACUUAUCGAUAGAUCUUAAAGAUGAACCUGAAGAAGAAAAAGAAUCACAUAAAGUAAAAAAAAAAGUAUCCGAAGAGUCCUUUUUAAGUUUGCCAGUGACAAAAUAUUGUAGUGUGGUGAAACUUAAAAACAAAUUCAAUUUUUUUGACAGAGUUUCACAAACUAAAAAAAUUCUUAUGAGGAAUAAAGAAACUCAAACCCCUAUAACCAAAAAAUUUGAGUUUGCUGCGUUUGUAUCAUUAUCUGAUAUUUAUGAUACUUACGAAGUCGAUUAUGCGAUACAAAAGGAAGAAAAAGACAAAGAACUAAGAGAGAAAUUGGCCGCACAUAUGGGAAAGAAAAAAAUUAAACCUCGUAAAAAAAUGCGCAUUGAAAACGAUGAAAUUAAACAUGAAUUGUUGAAGGUAUCUAAGAUUGUUGAAAAAAUCAUAAGUUUAAAUGAUACGGAUGCAAUAGCACAAGAUUUUCGAUAUUAUGAGGAUCCGUCAGAUCAAUUCAGGAACAGAGGAGAAGGGACUUUAAUGUUAAUGUGGACCAUGGUAUAUGAAAAAGAAAAAAAAUUAAUUGUUACUGAUAUAGCCUGGAGUCCUGAUUAUUUUGAUAUGUUUGGUAUAACGCUCAGCAUUCCACAGAGUGACUUACCAUUUACCGACAAUCCAGACAUUGGUAACGUAUGCUUGUGGGCUUUAAAGAAUCCGUCGUACCCAGAUUAUGUGGCUCAUACACAAUCCGGAGCCAUGUGUUUGAGUUUUCAUCAAGAUUAUGGUAACAUCCUUGCCGUUGGUUUGCGUGACGGCAAUGUGGCCGUAUACAACGUGAGCUUACUGAAAAACGAACCAGAAUACUCGACAAACUUAACGCGUACCAAACUCAUGGCUAGCGUAAUGCAGGUAGUCUGGUGUAAGAAUUUACCUACCGGCGAGUUAAACUUCUUCUCUGUAUCCGAGGAUGGUAUGGUCUGCCAAUGGUUAUUGUUGCAAAAUGAAUUGAAUAAAAUCAUUAAAAUGUCUUUAGUCAUAGAUAUGUAUCCAGAAAUCGAGCUUGGUGGUAUCAAACAACCUUAUUAUGCCAGGGGCACGACGAUUACGUUUAAUCCCGCAAAUCCCCAAUUAUACUUAGUUGGAACGGUUGAAGGUUAUAUAUUUAAAUGUAGUACGGGAUGGACUAAUUAUGUUCAGAGAUUUAAAGCUCACGAAAUGCCGGUAAACCGAAUCGAUUUCAACAAAUUUGAUUCAAAUAUAUACCUUACGUGUAGUGAAGACUUUGUAGUUAAAUUGUGGGAAGACAAAUCCGAAGCUCCGUUGAUAAUCUUUGAUCUACAAACGGGUUUGACAGACUUGCGUUGGUCACCGUUCUCUGGUUCAGUAUUUGGUAUUACUACUGUGGACUGUCGUGUCAUUUUUUACGAUUUGGACAUAAGCACUAAAAAAUCCGUUUGUGAUCAGCUCAUUCAUCCCACAGAACAAUAUCGGCUGGUUCGAUUAGCUUUUGACAAACGAGUACCUAUGAUUGUGGUUGGAAGUUCAAUGUGUACUAUUGCUACGUAUAAAUUGUCACCAAACCUUCGUACAAUUAUGAAAUCUCCAAAGAAAGGAGUUCAAAUUCCUACAGAAACAUUGGAGUUUGAAAAAUUACAUGCAGUGUUGAAUACUAUCAGAGAAUAA
Molecule: messenger RNA, 1907 nt
Organism: Rhopalosiphum maidis (corn leaf aphid)
Lineage: Eukaryota; Metazoa; Arthropoda; Insecta; Hemiptera; Aphididae
Product: dynein intermediate chain 1, axonemal-like
Exons: 9
Coding region: 27-1907 (626 amino acids)
Biological process (GO): outer dynein arm assembly; cilium movement
Cellular component (GO): outer dynein arm
Molecular function (GO): dynein heavy chain binding; dynein light chain binding
Source: RefSeq, a predicted model, not a curated record